CACUGAUGACGUCGUGAACUUUACAUAUUUUGCGCUACCCACCCGCAUACCCACCUACUUUCAACUAAGGAGAACUUGGAGAGCGUGACUUUUGGAUGUCGUUAGAAGGUACAGAGUUAAUAGUGCAAUGGACAGUGCAGCAGGUAAAAAUCAGAUGCAGAUGCAGUCUGGAGUACCUGUCCCACCAGGAUACGUGGCUCCACCUUCUGGCUUUAUGCCUGCUCCAUCAAGACCAAUAGGUUGCCCUCCUGGACUUGAAUAUUUGACUCAGAUUGACCAAGUGCUUAUUCAUCAGCAGAUAGAACUCGCAGAAGUCAUUUUUGGUCUUCAGUUCAAUAAUAAAUAUGAGAUUAAAAACAGCCUUGGGCAAAAAAUUUUUUUUGCUGCUGAAGAAAAUGACUUUUGCAACAGAUGCUGUUGUGGACCUCUACGUUCUUUUGUGAUAAAGAUUAUGGAUAAUUUUAACCAAGAGGUAAUUGAAGUAAGGAGACCUCUCAGAUGUGGAGGAUUUUGCUGUCCUUGCUGUCCUCAGGAGCUGGAAGUACAUGCACCACCAGGAACGCCUAUUGGUUAUGUUGUACAGAACUGGCAUCCAUUUAUCCCUAAAUUCACGAUACAAAAUGAAAACAGAGAACCUGUUCUAAAAAUACAGGGUCCAUGCUGUGGUUGCAGAUGUUGUGCUGAUGUUAAUUUUAAGGUUUUGUCUCUUGAUGGAAAUUCUGAAGUUGGGAUGAUUACUAAGCAGUGGGGUGGAAUUCUAAGAGAAGCAUAUACUAAUGCAGAUAACUUUGGAGUACAAUUUCCAAUGGACCUUGAUGUUAAAGUGAAAGCUGUAAUGCUGGGUGCCUGCUUCCUUAUUGAUUUCAUGUAUUUCGAACAUAAACAGGAUAAGUAAAUUGUAGAUGUUUACAAGGAAUGAUUACAUGGAAUUGUGGUGGGAUCAAAGUGACAUUCUUCAGCAAAUAUCAAAAAAUAUUAAAUUUUAAUAACUGUGGAUGUCCUGUAUUAUACUGUAUUCAGCUCUAUAUAUCUAAAUUUAUAAAAUUGAUUAAAUGUUUCACUCCUUUUAUCUUAUUGCACCCAUAUUUGACAUAAAUGGUGUUAUCUACAUUAAAAUUAACUGUGAAGCCUUUAUUGUCAAAACAAAAUUCAGUAAAGCAUGUCAGUUGUAGAAUAUGAAUGUUUUACCUUUUAUAUGAUGUUAUUUUUGAUAUAUUUGUUAAUUUAACAGGUUACUGUAACAUAUGAAUGUAAGCUUAAACUAUGUCACUUUUAUAUGCAAUCAUAUUUGUGUGAUUUUUAAACUUUUUUACUCUGAUUCUUUUGAAUAUUUUUACUUCCUAAUAAAUCAAUUUUUUAAAG
Molecule: messenger RNA, 1362 nt
Organism: Erpetoichthys calabaricus (reedfish)
Lineage: Eukaryota; Metazoa; Chordata; Cladistia; Polypteriformes; Polypteridae
Product: phospholipid scramblase 1-like
Exons: 10
Coding region: 128-895 (255 amino acids)
Biological process (GO): plasma membrane phospholipid scrambling
Cellular component (GO): plasma membrane
Molecular function (GO): phospholipid scramblase activity
Source: RefSeq, a predicted model, not a curated record